AUUAUGGAAAGAAUUAUGGAUCUGCCCACUUUACUGCGGCAUGCUUUCAGGGAGAUGUUUUCUGUUGGGGGCCUCUUCUGGAUGUUUCGCAUCAGAAUAUUCCUCUGCUUACUUGGAGCCUUGCUCUACCUGGCUUCACCUCUGGAUUUUCUUCCUGAAGCCCUCUUUGGAAUUCUAGGAUUCUUGGAUGAUUUCUUUGUCAUUUUUCUUCUGUUGAUAUACAUCUCUGUCAUGUACAGAGAAGUGGUAACGCAGCGGCUGAAUAGAUGA
Messenger RNA from Eurypyga helias (sunbittern), 270 nucleotides. RefSeq names its product E3 ubiquitin-protein ligase RNF170. The record is from RefSeq and is a predicted model, not a curated record. NCBI's taxonomy places the organism in Eukaryota, Metazoa, Chordata, Aves, Eurypygiformes, Eurypygidae. The transcript has a single exon. The annotation marks the transcript as partial. Gene Ontology annotation, molecular function: ubiquitin protein ligase activity.